AUGUCCGCCGCCCGCGCUGCAUUUACACGAUUUGCUCCGGCGCUCAACACCUCACGGCUCCGGGGUCCAGCGGCCCGCCUUCCCGUCGCAUCCCGCAUCCUUCAGCAGAGGCGAUGGGCAAGCAGUGGAGAACAGAAUACGAUGACCGUUCGUGAGGCAUUAAACGCAGCGAUGGAGGAGGAGAUGUUACGCGACGAGACUGUCUUCAUUAUGGGGGAGGAAGUUGCGCGUUACAAUGGUGCCUACAAGGUCACAAAAGGAUUACUCGAUAAAUUUGGUGAAAAGCGCGUUAUCGAUACCCCAAUUACCGAGAUGGGCUUCGCCGGUCUAGCUGUGGGAGCUGCCCUUGCCGGGCUUCGACCUAUUUGCGAAUUCAUGACCUGGAACUUCGCCAUGCAGGCCAUUGAUCAGAUCGUUAACUCGGGAGGAAAGACAUACUACAUGUCAGGUGGAAACGUUCCUUGCCCAGUGGUCUUCCGUGGACCUAAUGGAGCUGCCGCUGGUGUCGCUGCCCAGCACUCACAGGAUUAUGCGGCCUGGUAUGGCUCUGUUCCUGGUUUGAAAGUCGUAAGCCCAUGGAGUGCUGAAGACUGUAAAGGACUGCUCAAGUCCGCGAUCCGCGAUCCCAAUCCAGUUGUCUUUCUAGAGAAUGAGAUGCUUUACGGCGUUUCUUUCCCAAUGUCACAAGAGGCCAUUAUGGAGGCUGCCGAGGAGCUGGCCAAGGAGGGUAUCAAAGCUGAAGUCAUCAACCUACGGUCGAUUCGACCACUUGAUAUUGAGACUAUCAUCAAAUCGGUAAAGAAGACCAACCGUCUUCUAAUAGUCGAGGGUGGAUUCCCUGCCUUUGGUGUUGGAUCAGAGAUCUGCGCGCAAAUCGUUGAGAGUGACGCAUUUAAUUACCUUGAUGCCCCAGUUGAACGUGUUACUGGUGCCGAUGUUCCGACUCCCUACGCAGCCAACCUCGAGGCCCUGUCUUUCCCGGAUACUCCUCUAAUUGUCAAGGUCGCGAAGCGCGCCCUUUACCGCACCAACUAG
Molecule: messenger RNA, 1035 nt
Organism: Rhizoctonia solani
Lineage: Eukaryota; Fungi; Basidiomycota; Agaricomycetes; Cantharellales; Ceratobasidiaceae
Product: pyruvate dehydrogenase E1 component beta subunit
Exons: 9
Coding region: 1-1035 (344 amino acids)
Biological process (GO): pyruvate decarboxylation to acetyl-CoA
Molecular function (GO): pyruvate dehydrogenase (acetyl-transferring) activity
Source: RefSeq, a predicted model, not a curated record